Molecule: messenger RNA, 5106 nt
Organism: Nasonia vitripennis (jewel wasp)
Lineage: Eukaryota; Metazoa; Arthropoda; Insecta; Hymenoptera; Pteromalidae
Gene: Ranbp21
Product: exportin-5
Exons: 11
Coding region: 158-3808 (1216 amino acids)
Biological process (GO): RNA export from nucleus; protein export from nucleus
Cellular component (GO): RNA nuclear export complex; cytoplasm; nucleus
Molecular function (GO): nuclear export signal receptor activity; small GTPase binding; RNA binding
Source: RefSeq, a predicted model, not a curated record
GAGCAGAGCCCAGCAUACAACGUGCAGCCGCUUUCGCGCAUACAUAUAUCUCUGCCGUUCGCUCUCUGGUCGGAGGCAGAGGCGAAAAAAGCAGCAGCCAAGCGACGACGAGAUACAAGCUCUGUCCUGACCCAUACGCUCUGGAUAACUCCUAGAAAUGGAGUUUGGAGUAGGAGGUGAUAUCGCUCAGAUAUCAGCAGAGCUUGCUCGGCUGGUGGAGCUGAUGAUGUCCCCAAAUGUCUCUCAGCAGCAGCGUGUUGAAGUUCUCAAUGCUUGUGAGCGCUUUAAGGAAUCUUCUCCACUCUGCGCUCAGUGCGGUCUAUUCCUUGCACAGAAGGCAUCGAAUAGAAGCUCAAUCGUUAGGCAUUUUGGCCUCCAGCUAAUGGAGCAUUGUGUGAAAUAUCGGUGGACACAGAUGUCCCAAACUGAAAAAGUUUUCAUCAAAGAAAAUGCAAUGAAGCUUCUACAAGAAGGGACUGAGCCACUGCUACAGGAAGAAAAUCACAUCAAAGAUGCUUUAUCUCGCAUUGUUGUGGAGAUGAUCAAAAGGGAGUGGCCUCAACAAUGGCCCCAAUUGCUUGGAGAGCUCAGCCAGGCAUGUACCAGAGGAGAGACCCAGACAGAACUUGUACUAUUGGUGUUUCUGCGAUUGGUAGAGGAUGUUGCCAUUUUAGAAACUCUUGAAUCAAAUCAACGAAGAAAAGAUAUUUAUCAAGCCCUAGUGACUAAUAUGACGGAAAUUUUUGCCUUUUUCUUGAGACUGAUGGAGCAACAUUUUGCCGAAUUUCAAAAACAAAGCACAUUAGGUAGAACGACUGAGGCAGCUGCACAUGGCAGAGUAGUACAGGUAGUACUUUUAACACUAUCUGGAUUUGUGGAAUGGGUUCCCAUAAAUCACAUCAUGGCAGACAAAGGCCGCCUCUUGCAAAUCUUGUGCAUUUUACUGAGUCACCCAACAUUUCGGUGUCCUUCAGCCGAGUGUCUGCAGCAGGUCGUGAACAGAAAGGGUAAAAUCGAAGACAGAAAGCAGCUGAUGAUUCUCUUUACGGAAGAAGCAUUGGGUUACAUGUACGCCGCUGCAACAGCCGCACCCCCAACUGGACCAAGUGAUUUGCAAGAGAACCAUUACUUGUUCUUGAAGAAGCUUGUCCAAGUUUUGAAUGGUAUGGCGACUCAGCUUUGCUCUUUAUGGAGUAAGGAUGAUGCUAAUGGCGUCCGUCCAGUGCAUUUUGGCCUUUUUCUCGACGCGGUCCUCACUUUUACCAUGCACUCCAGUUUGACCCUUGUACAGUUGGCAAACACAGUUUGGAUCAUGUUCUUCAAACACGAAUAUAUCAAGACUGACUCUCUCGUAUUGAGCUACGUACCCAAAUACGUGGAAUACAGCGGUCCAAAAAUCGUGAAGGUCUCAUUUCCUAAUAAGCGUCAUGCAAACGGCAUGGCCUCGUACUUUGUGGAUUACGAUACAGAGGAAGAAUUCAGGAUGUUCUUCCACCGCCUACGCAUGGAUCUCCUCGAAGGUUUUCGUAAUGCUACAAUGGUCGCGCCUCUUGUGACUUUCGCUUAUGUGCAACAGUGGCUGACCGUCAAAAUUCGUAAGGGAUCGGAAAACCUGGCCUACAAGAGCGAUCCUCUUGAUCCGGAGUUCCUAGAAUGGGAGGCAUUGGCUCUGGCCCUUGACUCGGUGAUGGCGCGGAUCCUUCUGGUGAGUGAACGCCCCAAUGUGCAGACGGGAUUGCAGUUGCUCGAGCUCUGCCUGGGCUACUCACCUCAGGACCCCUGGAUCUUGUCGGCUUUACUAUCGUGCAUCAGUGCGUUGUUCGUAUUUAUGUCGAUGUCAACGGGAUCGAUGGCGAUGCCUGGCGUUGCCAUACUACCCCGAGUGCUCGAAAAGAUUUUUGCCGCGCUUGUCUUCAACGGGCCAGGUGAAACCAAGGAAAACAGAUCCAAGGCUUCGAAAAACGUUCGGCGGCAUGCUGCAAGUCUCAUGGUCAAGAUAGGCUUGAAAUACCCGUUGCUACUGCUGCCAGUCUUUGAGCAAAUUCAUUCAACUGUGAAGAACCUGGUGAGGGAGCCCAGCCAAGUCUCGAGGAUGGAGAGUCUCGCGUUGUACGAGGCACUGCUGCUCAUAUCCAAUCACUUUUGCGAUUACGAAAGACAAACCAGAUUUGUUGCCGAGAUUAUAGGCGAUACCUCGACCCGGUUCAUAGCGAUAGGAGCCCAAGCCUUCAAGAAUCCUGUCGACUUGGUACAUUUCCUCGGCCUGGAUCGACCAACUCUCGAAAACAAUCGGGAUGAGCGCACAGGGAGCAAUCGUUCGGAUCUCAUGUACUGCAUUAACACAGUGUUGAGCGUGGUGAAGCGUUGCGCAAUACCAGAGGAUCCAGAUCGGGCAGCCAGAGGUGGUUUCGUCGCCGCUCUGAGCGAAAGUGGUAACCCGAUCUAUCGAAAUCCCGCCACCCCUCACAUCGUACCUGUGCUACCGCCUCUUUUCGAUCUGCUUCGAACCAUGAAUGCGCUAUUUACUCCCGCGGCACUUGGACUUUUAUCAGAGGGAUAUAGAAACGUUCACGGAAUCAUAGAGUCGGAGAAAGCCAAUCUUUUGGGUCUGCACACGUCUAACAACGGCGAAAAUAGCGCAGACUCAGAGCUCCAGUCCGCUCCCCUUGCUAGGAUGCAAUCCUUCCUCACAACUAUUCAUGACAAUUGUUAUCACAUGCUCGGCAGUGGUUGUCACACGAUCGGUCGAGAUCUAUAUCAGUUACCUGGAUUGGCUGCUGCGCUAUUGAAUUCCGUUUUUUCCAAUAUGGAGCUUAUUCCAGAUCAUAGACUACGCCCCAUUAUUCGUGUUUUUAUGAAGCCAUUUAUAUACUCGUGUCCAUCAGCAUUUUACGAAACGGUCCUUGUUCCUGUACUGGCACAUGUAUCGACUCACAUGUACCAGAGAUUGAGUGCCAAGUGGCAGCAUAUGACUCGUCUAUACGAGGCCGGGAGCCUCGACGACGAUAACACAGACGCCCAGGAGGUGAUCGACGACAUGCUCAACAGGAAUCUGACGCGCGACUUUGUAGACGUGCUCAAGGUUGCUCUUGUCGGUGGAGCAGCGACCGACGCGUCACCACAAGAUUCAAUGGAACAGGACAGCGGUGGAAUGGCUGUCGACUCUCCACCAGCCAGAGGCAGCAACAGCAUCGUCGCUGAGGUUGUCAGCGAACUUGGUGCCUUCAUACUAAGGCACCCUUCAACCUGUCACAGUGUUGUGCUCUGUAUAUUAGGUGCACUAUCGUGGAACGAUUCAAAUGCAAGCCUGAGAGCGACAAUGCUGACCGGCCCAGUGGUACGAGCACUAGCUGCUGACGGCAUCUUGACCCCGGCAAUGGCAGCACACAUCAUGGUGGCCAUUCUCCAGGGUCUGCAAUUACAUGGGCAACAUGAGGCUAACCAAGGAUCGCUUAUCACUCUUGGCGCUCAAGUCUACGAGUGUCUCAGACCCAAGUUCCCGAAUAUCAUCGAGGUCAUGCAGCAGAUACCCGGUGUCAAUCCAGCCGAUCUGCAGCGUUUCGAUGAAAAGAUGUCGGCCGUUGUCACUACCAAAGGUAACAAGGUCGAAAAAGGCAAAAAGGAUCUGUUCAAAAAGAUUACCAACCAGCUGAUUGGUAGAAAUAUUGGACAACUAUUUCGUAAGGAGGUAAAAAUUGCCAAUCUUCCUCGACUCGAGGUUUCAAGCAAGGAAGUCGCACGCGUGGACGAUCUCUCGAAAAACUCUCAUGAUACGGGAUUAACGGCAUUGUUUGCCGGACCCACGUAGCAAACGAUUGCAAGCCGUAGCAUUAAAAAUUGGCACAGCUGGAUAAGUGAUAACAAAUUACUGUAGAACUAUUCAGAUUCGAGAUGUGAGGAAUAAGGAUGUGUGCUGGAUAAAGUGAAAAUUAUCAAGUGUAUCACAAGAUUUUCUUUAGCCGAUUCUUAUUCCGUCGAAAUUAUUGUUGGGUAGGACCGUGGCGAAUGAGACUUGGUUAGUUUUAUAAGUAAAUUUCAUAUUAGGUCUGUUCAAAUCCUUUUCUGCUUUGUUGAUUGAUUUUAUUGUUAUCCUUUUUGGUCAAUCGGAUUCUCACGCGUUCAUCGUGACAAUGGAUCGAGAUGAGCAUAAUUUUAAUCUAGUUUUUUUUUUUUUAAUAUUAUUCUUGUUUGUAUGAAUGAAAUGAGCGUGUGAAUAUUGUGCAUUUUGAUGGAUUAAUACACUAUUUGCAUUAAUCGUAAAUAAUCCAUAUGUUAAACAAGUGCAUCAAGUCAAGUUAGUUACAUUGCAUAAAUGUAAAUUGCUAUUUACUACAGCACAAUGAAAGCAAGAAAUCGCAAGUUUAUUUAUUUGCAGAAUUGAUGAAAAAUUUAAUUACUUGGCAGAUAUGCCUUGAACUUCUAAAACAUUGUUCGAAAAAUGUUUAAUUCAACUUCGGUUGAUUAAUGUAAGAGCUCAAGUUUUCUACGAAUGUGAUUUAUUAAAGAUGGUAACAAGUCAUUCCUAAAUAUUGAAGCGCUUUUAAUGCAUUUACGCACCGCUAUAAAUGUGUAUUGCUGUCAUUGAACUAAAAAUUUGUUUACUACGUUUCAAAAUUUUAUGCAAUUAAAGAUCUACUUUUAAAUUGUUUAAUUUAAUUUUAAGAUUAACUAGAACAUCUUGAAAAAGUUAUCUUUACGCAAAUUCUAAAAUCUAAUGAUUAGCAACAACGUAACUUGACAAUGAAUCACAGUCUUCAACUCGUACAGUAAAUUUAUAACACGAAUCUAGAAUUUUAUUUUAUUUUUUUUUAUUUUACAACAGAUUGCUAUUUUUUGUUUUUUUUUUUAGUUAAAAAAGGCGUGCGAGGCUAUUGUCUGCUUUAUAUUGAACCUACAACAAAGCCAAAUAUGAAUUAAAACACCUUCUCGAUAGAAAUCGUUAAGCCGACUGAAUGGCCUUGCCCCUUGCUUCCAUGUAAGCAAUUAAAUCUAGUAAUUUGUUACUUUAUGCUGCCAAUGACAUCACCGAGUUUUUGUAUACAUCAGCUUUCAAAGUUGCUAUAACUUGUAUAUACUGUAUUGUAAUAAAUAAAUGCAUUGACAAUA